AUGAUUCAGAAGGGUGAUGCGAGUGUGACGCUUCUGCUGCGUCUUCCCACCUCCCUUUCUUGCCUGCUUCCCUGCUGCACCAAUCACGGGGCGGCAGGUGUACCGAGGGAGGCUCAAGUCGGGAGAGGUGGUGGCGGUGAAACGAGCCAAGGCGGAGCGACGGCAGGACAUGCGCAAGUUCAAGAAGGAGGUGCGAUGGAUGAAGCUGCUGUCUCGAGCAAAGCACAAGCAUUUGGUGCAGCUGUUGGGGUGUUGCCGGGAGGCACAGGAGAAGCAGGUGGUGGGUAUGAGGAGCCUCAGAAGCUCUUUUGGGGCGCCUCAAGAGGAGGGAAAAGAGAGGAUACCCCCUCACAGACCCUUACCUCCCUUCCUCCUUUCCCUUUUCCUCCUCAUCCACCCUUCCAGUAUAUUGCGGGGAGGAGCAGGAGCAGCUUCUGGUGUGAUGCUGCUGUCUCGAGCGCGCCACAAGCAUCUGGUGCAGCUGCUGGGGAAUUGCCGGGAGGACCAGGAGCAGCUUCUGGUCUACGAGUUAUGCUUCUAUCCAGGGCGCAUCACAAGCAUCUGUUGCAGCUGCUGGUGUACGAGUUCAUAGGCGGGGGAAAGGGGUGGAACCCCCCUGCUACACACAGAACCUCAACCUCCUCUUCUUUCCCUCGUUCCCCCUCACCCACCCUUUCAACCCUCCCCUCCCAUCUUCCCCUCUGCCAGGUGAUGCUGCUCUCCAGGGCGCGCCACAAGCAUCUGGUGCAGCUGCUGGGGUAUUGCCGGGAGGAGCAGGAGCAGCUGCUGGUCUACGAGUUCAUAGGCGGGGGAACCCUCUCUCACAACCUCAAUGCGCCCUGGCGAGCCAGACAAAACAAGCCGCCCCUCAACUGGACCGAGCGGCUGCUGGUGGCGGCAGGCACGGCGCGCGCGCUGGCGUACCUGCAUGAUGACGUCAGCAUGCCCUUCAUCCACCGGGAUGUGAAGCCCGGCAACAUCCUCUUGGAUCGACAUGUGGUGGCGAAGCUGGCAGACUUUGGAACGUCAAGAGCCGUGGACACAUCGUCGUAUUCUGCAACCAUCCAGGGCACUGCGGGCUACUGCGACCCCGACUACCUCAAAUCAGGGCAGCCAUCGAAGCGCAUAGACGUGUACAGCUUUGGCAUCGUGCUGCUGGAGCUCAUCACUGGCAAGUCGCCUAGAGGCAUCUCCAGGCCGUACCGCUUUCACGUCCAAGAUCUGCUGGAUAAGAAGGGGCUAGCAGGGAUUGUCGACCAAUCCAUGGGCAUUUACCCUGAAAAGGAGGUCACCAGCGUGCUCACCCUGGCCUUCAAAUGCACGGACAUUAAGAACCCUGCUGCCCGGCCGUCCAUGAACCGUGUGGUAACCGAGUUGGAGUCAGUGUUAGAGCCUGAGCGAGUGCUCCCGGUUACAUCGGCGGUAACACGGCAAAUACACCACCAACAUGAUAUAAGCUUGUCCCGAGGAGUCGGGGACGAGAGGGUUACAGAGGCGCACGAUGAAAAUGUGCAAGAUAUUGGGGAGUCGAAUAAUGUGACAGUAAUGGAAGAGAUAAGCGGAGAGGUACGGCAAGGUCAUGAUGAUUUCAGGGAGGGGGGUGUUAUAGGAGAGGGUGGAAGCGUGGAGCUGUCGUUUGAUUGGAAUUUGCAAGAGGGAGGCAGUGGUGGGUUGGGGCGAGAUAGGAGAAACGCUUCCAUGGUGGGGGAUCCGGAUAGGCCAAGCAGUCUCUCCCACUGGCUUACCAUGAGGUCCCCGCGCCGCUUCAUUUGCGUUCCGUCGCUUAUUCUGCUAUUUCUUCUCGCUCAUACCUCCAUUUUCGUUUCCGCUGACGGAUCUCCUUCAGGCGCUAGCCAGAAUCCGUCCGAGAACUUCGAUUUCCCCACCUUUAGCGCGGAUGACGAGGAACUCAUUAUGGCGUACGAGAGGAAGUUCGCAGCCAGAUCCGGCGAGGAGGAGGUGUCGUACGAGCAAGCGUAUCAUCUGGGAGAGAAACUGAGAGCUCGCGGUGUGACUGCAGCGGAUGUGCUACAAAGUGAAGGCGAUGUUUUGGCGGGAAAGGUUCAAGAGGAGGGAGGCGCGCAGACGGAAUCCGUAAAUGACGACGUUGCCCGUCAAGAGUUUCCGCGGAGAACUCUCUCUGCAACUUCCGCCUCCCCCUCCGCCUCCGCUUCCGCUUCCCCUGAUCAGUCCGCGCUCGCGACCCAAACCAUCGCGCGUCUUCGCUCGCUCGGCUUCCGAACCUUCGCGUCCGCUCUGGAGAAAACGGACGUUCUCUCCGCACUCCCUUCGACCGUCGCGCGCCCUGGGGGGUUCUCCCUCCUCGUCCCCUCGGACCGCGCGUUCCUUCAUCUCCCGCAAGCCGUACAGAAGCUAUUAAGAGGCCCGGACGCGAAAGCCGUACUUAAGAACCUCAUUCUAUACCACAUUUUUCAGCCGCGGAUUAAUUUUAACUACUUUUUGAAGCUCAGAGGACGGCGCGUGAAGACGCUGCUUAGAGACCAGACUCUGACCGUUGGAUUCGGGCGCUCCGGCUUUCCCGCAGCGCCGACAGUCGCGGGAGGGGAGUCUCUUUGGUUUGCUCCCUCUGACGGCGGAAAGCGGGUUGCGGAUAGCAGCAGCGCCAGGCCCGCUGGUGGCGGUAGCGCGGGUACCGUUGUGAUUGUAAAAGAUGUUGCUUAUAACGGGCUCGCGAUCUGCCAGGCUGUCAGCGUGGUGCUCGUUCCGCCGUUGGAUCUCCUUUCGCCUCCCAACGCAUUACCCUCCGCCGCCACCACCACCACCACCGCGACUAAGGCUAAGAACGCGCCUCCGGUUUCCAAAACCAAGUCGCCCGCCAACGGCGGAAGUGGAGGGAAGAUUCGUCCGCCUCCAUUGAAGAAAAACGUCGUCGAAUCCGCCUCCACGUUCGGCGGCAGAAUUGCAGCCGCGGCAGGUGCGGGGAAGCGCGGAAAUGCAGCGCCAGUGGCCGUGCCGAGUCCCGUUAUCCGACCGUCUUCCAUAACGUUAACCCCGCAGCAGCAGGUGCUCUACUGGCUGUCACGCCACGGGCUGGGCCGCACCGCCGCGAAUCUCGCGCAGUCCGGCGUGCUGGAUCUCGCGACGGCGGAUAACCCGGUUACCGUUCUCGCGCCAACGCAGCUCGCGUAUCGCUUCCUCCCCUGGACGGUCCGGCAGCUGUUCUUCACCGCGUCGGGGGAACAGGUGUUACCGCGGCUGAUGAAAUACCACGUUAUAACGGAGCGGCUUACAGUGAAGCAGCUGCGGUCGGCCGGGAAUAACAAGUAUCCGACCCUGUUGGAUGAACACCCCGUUGAUACGAAAGUAGGCUCGACAUUUGUCCGUUUCUCUCCCGAGCCUCCGGAUUACGCCGCCGCGACCAUCAUCCCCGGGUCGUCCUUCAGCAACGGCAUCGCGACCGUCCACGUCAGCAGCUCCGUGCUCAUCCCGCCGUACGAUCUCCUCUCCGUCCCAGAGCCUCCCACCCCCGCGCCCGUCCCCCCGCCGCUCGGCCCCGCGCCCGGCCCCGGCCCCUCCCCCGCCCCCGCAGCAGCGGGGACCCAAGCGCUAGAUAUGGUGGGGGACUUGGAGGCGGAAGGGGGGAGUUUCUGGGAAGAGGCUAGACUCAGGGCUUCCGCUCCCGUUCCCCCUCCCCCUCGCCCUCCGCUUCCCCUGCCGCCGCCCCCGCCCACGGGCGGGUUCGUCCCGAAGCGCCAGCUAAUCUCGUUUGACGACGCGCGCGGGGAGCCGUACAGCGCCGCGCCUCCCCCCAUGGCGGAGCCUCAUAGCACCGCGCCUCCCCCCAUUGCCGUGGACUUGGCGCAGGAAGGGGAAGGGGAAGGGGAGGGGGAAGGUGAAGGGGAAGGGGAGGGGGAACGAGAAGCGGACGAGGUUGACGAGGUUCGGGAAGCGGCGCUAGAGACAGCAGCGGGUUCGGAGGGGAGGGAGGUGUACGGCAAACCUGGUUCCGAAUCAGGUGCUUCCUCAGGUGCUGCCUCAGGUGUUUCUUCAGGUGCCAGGCGUGUGCUUCCUGAGCUAUCACUCAGCGCCCGCCAGCAGACCAUAGACGAGCUAGCAAAGCGCGGCCUCACUGUACUCGCUAAGAACCUCGCCGCUACAAGGAUACUAGACUCCCUAUCCGGCCCCGCUACACUCCUCGCGCCCACCAACCUAGCCUUCUGGACCCUCCCUCUUCCCAUUAAAGCCCUCCUGAUGGGUCCCAAGGCGGACUUAGUUCUUAGAAACCUCGUGGCCUAUCACAUCCUGCCACGUGGCCGCGUGUCGUCGAAGCAGUUUGAGGCGGGGAUAGAGGCGGCGGGGAUCGAGGGGUAUGAGAUAUUUGACACGCUGCUGGAGGGGACCAGUGUGAAGGCGGAGCACGUGGGGAAGGCCCUCGCCUUCUCGCCGCUGCCCAUGGUGCCCCUGCUGAGCCGAGUGGCUCGGGUUGUCGCGUCGGAUAUUAAUACCGGAGCUGAUGCUGCUGCUAACGAAGCUGAUAGUAGCGGGGAUGAUGCUGGUAGCGGGGAUGCUGGUAGCGGGGACGGAAUCACGAUCCAUGUGAUCAACCGAGUGCUCAUUCCGCCGGUCAAAGUGCUGCUAGCGCCCUUCGAUUCCCCCUCCUCCUCCUCCUCCUCCUCCUCCUCCUCCUCCGCCGUCUCCGCUUCCUCCUCCCCUACAGGCGUAGCAACAGCAGCAGCAGUUAACCCUUUCAGUGCGGCAUAUGCUGCUUCGGCCCAAUCCAUGGUCUUACCAAUGGUCGUAACCUCUCCAAGCGAACCCCCUCCCCCACCUCCCUCACCUCCCUCGCCGCCCCCUCCUCCUACGGCGGACGACACCAUAAUGAGCCGCCUGCGCCUCUUCGGGUGCACCAAGACGGCCGACAUGAUCGUACGCUCCGGCUUCAUCGCGCUCCUCACCACCGCCACAUCCCCCAACGUCACCUUCUUUGCUCCCACUGACGACGCGCACGCCCGCAUCCCCGCACCCGUGAAGCAGCUUAUCACAGACAACGGCGCUGCGGCCGAGACGCUUCUCCUGAGCUACCAGGGGGUUUUCGGGAUUCAGACCUACGCGGAGCUGACUAACAAGUCGACCGGGUCGCUCCCAACGCUGUUGACGGAUAUGUCUGUCACGCUGACCAAGACCCGCUGCCCGUACUUCAAGAGGGACUUCCGUCAGUCCCAUCAGUGCGAAUCACUCGAGGCGUCCAUGUAA
Closterium sp. NIES-65 is the source of this 5214-nucleotide messenger RNA. The record is from the annotation of a GenBank genome assembly. Lineage: Eukaryota; Viridiplantae; Streptophyta; Zygnematophyceae; Desmidiales; Closteriaceae.